This is a messenger RNA of Drosophila takahashii, 1360 nucleotides long. RefSeq names its product protein Exd1 homolog. Lineage: Eukaryota; Metazoa; Arthropoda; Insecta; Diptera; Drosophilidae. Gene Ontology annotation, cellular component: PET complex. Gene Ontology annotation, molecular function: nucleic acid binding. The record is from RefSeq and is a predicted model, not a curated record. Gene Ontology annotation, biological process: piRNA processing.
AUGAGCGACAGCGAGGGAAACGACAGCUUCAGCUCGGCCCUGGAAGCCCCUUCGGUGAACAUACGCUUUCCCCUCGCAAAGGCGGAGAAGGAAAGUCUGGAAAACAAAUUGGAUCGCAUUGUUUGGAUCCAGCAGACGGACUCCAAAUACCACAAGGCUCUGGAGGACAUGCGGGAUCAGACGAGCAUAUCGCUGCUGGUGGAGCCCAGCUUCUAUGGGCGCCACCAGGCCACCUCCGUUUUGGCGGUGGCCACGGCCAACGAGACGUACAUCUUCGACAUCAAGGCGCUGGGCCGCAUCUUUCCGGAGCUGGGAAAGAUUCUCGAGGCGGAGCAGCCACGCAAGGUGGUGCACUACAGCCACCGGAUCGCCGAUCACCUGCACCACCAGCAUGGCCUGCGAUUGGGCGGCAUUUGCGACUCCUUUGUGGCUUUGUGUGUGGCGCGCCAGGAGCGAACGCCGUGCUCCCUGCCGGAGGCCAUAUCCCUGGUCUUCGGGCUGCCGCUGGAGGAUCUGCUGUGCGAGGAGGUGAUCGGGGCCAGCGAGUCGCGCCGGAACUUCACCAACCGCCCGCUGAGCCGCAGCCAACUGAGGUACUUGGCCAAGAUGGUCCAGCUGCAGCACCUGAUGCACGAUCGCCUGAUCUUCGACAGCAUUUGCUCCGAGGUGCAGCGCAUGUCGCUGGAGUUCAGCCACAACUACGCGGGCUACCGGUCCUGCGAUGUGGCCAUUAAUAUGCAUCCCAGCAGCCGCUUUGGCUUCCAUCUCAUCGAUCCCAGCUACAAGAGGAGCGACGAGGGAAUCAUGCUGCCCACGCCCGAGGAGAUCGACCGCCAGGAGCUGGAGCACAAGAAGAGUCGCAAGUGAAGGGGAUCCCGGCGAUAUAUGUGCCUUCACACAACAAAAAAACUUGGUAAAUUACCCAAUAUAGUUGUCAAACAGUCAACAACCACAAAAAUUGUCAAUUCUACCAAUCAAAUAGUUACUUUACCAACAACAAAUACACACAAUUAAUAGGUAGAAUUGAUCAUUUUUGUGGUUGGGUACUGUUUGACAAUUAUAUUGAUUAAUCUUACCAAGUUUUUUAUUUUUGUGUGUUAUAGAAAUAAUACUUCCAUCCGUUUGCAUGCUGGCCAGGCAUUCGCAUGAACUGCUAAUUUAUUAAGCUAGGCUGUUUUAUGAUGUACAAGUAGAUCAUCGAAAAUAUAAUAUGAAUAACUCACUAACUGAAACCAUAAUACCUUCUGCAAGGAUGCAGACGUCUAAUCUAAGAAUAGGUUUUAUAAAAUAACCAUUAAUCACUAUUUUUGAGUUUUAUUUUAUUCGAUAUUAAUAAAUCAUAUUUUGAGAUUUUUAAAAG